This is a messenger RNA of Fusarium poae, 1470 nucleotides long. RefSeq lists its product as uncharacterized. Bases 1 to 1470 code for a protein of 489 amino acids. The transcript has a single exon. Lineage: Eukaryota; Fungi; Ascomycota; Sordariomycetes; Hypocreales; Nectriaceae. The record is from RefSeq and is a predicted model, not a curated record.
AUGGUAUCGAAUACUUCUUCGGCCUCAUGCGCGCAACCUCCCCUUUCUCUCCUUGUAGAGAAGCUCUGCCAAAUAAACACUCCCCAAAACGAACAAGGAGCAAAGCCUGAGAGUUCUGGAUCCUCUUCUCCUGGCAGUGAUGGAAAGCCCUUCACCCCUAGAACUCGACAGAGGUUGAAGGACUAUCUCUGCAAUUCUAACUCGGCUGCUGUGUCUUCAGUUGAUGAGCACACUCCUCCCACUGAUCCUCCGAAGCCCAUCCUCAGACGGAAUAUGAUUCCAGGUGCUAAGCUCCCAGUGAAGAUUAUUCCUAGACAAUACAAGCAGGUCAGGUAUACUACUCCGGAUGGCUAUGCCAGUCCGACUGCCAUCAAAGACGACGACUUGGUGCUUUCACCCAAUAUCCUCUCUCAUACUAUGCGACAAACUUGGGCUCGCUACCCUCCCCCUACAAAUGAAAACUUUCCCGUGGAUGAAGAGUUGAACCUCACUCCGACGUUCUCUGCCAACGAAAUUGAUCCUGAGGGUCCCCUCGAACGAUUGAAGCAGCACAGUGAAGCCAACUUCGUGCAACCUCUUUGUCUUCAGGGCGCUAUCCGCAAUGAGUACGCCGUUCAUCUUGCCGACAAACAACAGGACCAUGACGAGCUUAUGAAGAAAGCCGCCGUAGCCCGUCGUGCGAAGGCUGAGAAUGAUGCUAUCAAAUUGUACAGCUUCAACAUGGCCAACGAGCCUAUCAAGUUUCCCAAACUUGGCCCCAAAGCCCAGAAGAAAAUGUACGACGACAAGGCCAACAUAUCUGCUUUGAAGCGCAAGAUUGCAAUCUGCGAUGGCAAAAUUGAAGGCAUGAUUGCUGGCGAGUUUACUUACAACAAGGAUACUGCUCACCUCCCACCCACUAAGGAGCAAGUGGCCAUCUUGCGAGAAGUCGAGGGCCUUAGCUCCUUCUUCCCAAAAUCUCCUCCCAAGCUUUCGAUCUACGACCAGUGGCUGAAGGACCAGUCUGCUGACCCAUGCCCUGCCUCCAACUGGUUCAACGGUGAAGAGAAAUUCGCCAGGAAGAAGGCCUUCGAAUCAGCUCUUUCUGGGCAACUCAAGUCCCGCUUCCCAUCGAAGCCAAUUAAGAAUCAGAUGCCGACCAAGUUGCACAGACCAGACGAACCUAUCUGUGAGGAGAACAAUUUCCCUUCUAUGCUGCCCAAGACCUCCGCGUCCCCCGAGCACUACAACAUAUACGAAACGCCUGUCGUGGUCCAGGUUCCCAAGUGGCUCCCUGCAUUCGUUGACUCCGAUAUCGUUCCCAUCGACAAGAGCGCCAGCGACGAGAAUCAGUACAAGGAACUUCUCACUACCAUCUGGCAGCUCGAGUCACAGAUGCUCAAAGAGACCAAGCCAAACAAGUGGGACAAAAAUUGGCACGAUGCCAGCCCUCACUGGACUAAACAUCACCAUCAGACAAGCGGCGGCUAG